Paramisgurnus dabryanus is the source of this 4090-nucleotide messenger RNA. Its product is annotated as leucine--tRNA ligase, cytoplasmic-like. Gene Ontology annotation, molecular function: ATP binding; aminoacyl-tRNA deacylase activity; leucine-tRNA ligase activity. The record is from RefSeq and is a predicted model, not a curated record. Lineage: Eukaryota; Metazoa; Chordata; Actinopteri; Cypriniformes; Cobitidae. Gene Ontology annotation, biological process: leucyl-tRNA aminoacylation.
UGCGCAUCUUCCGCCGGUGUCAUCAGCCGGUUGAGCAGCGUGGAUCUCCACUUUCAUAGAAAUACUGCUGAAGUUGUUGCCACUAAAUCAGCAUGACGGAACGUAAAGGAACGGCGAAACUCGACUUCUUGAGGAAGAUCGAAGAGGAGGUCCAGCAGAAAUGGGAGAAAGAGAAAGUUUUUGAGAUUGAUGCUCCGGAUGCCACUGGCAAAAACACUGAUAAGAGCAAAUACUUUGUUACAUUUCCCUACCCCUACAUGAAUGGGAGACUUCAUCUUGGACACACGUUCUGUCUGGCAAAGUGUGAGUUUGCAGUGGGUUACCAGCGUUUGAGAGGAAAACAAUGUCUUUUCCCAUUUGGUCUUCACUGUACUGGAAUGCCCAUCAAAGCAUGUGCAGACAAGCUGAAGAGAGAAAUGGAGCUCUAUGGGUUCCCACCUCAGUUCCCUGAUGAAGAGGAGGAGGAGGAAGACAAGUCGAAGACCACUGAUGAGAUCAUCAUCAAGGACAAGGCAAAGGGCAAGAAGAGCAAAGCCGUAGCAAAGUCUGGAAGCUCCAAGUUUCAGUGGGACAUCAUGAGAUCUCUGGAGCUUAGUGACGAUGAGAUUGUAAAGUUUGCCGAGGCCGAACAUUGGCUGGAUUAUUUCCCUCCUCUUGCUGUGGACGACCUGAAGAGAAUGGGUGUUAAGGUCGAUUGGCGUCGUUCUUUCAUCACGACGGAUGUAAACCCCUUUUAUGACUCCUUUGUAAGGUGGCAAUUUGUCACUCUGAAAGAGAGGAAUAAAAUCAAGUUUGGCAAGAGAUAUACAAUAUACUCUCCCAAAGAUGGGCAGCCCUGCAUGGAUCAUGAUAGACAAACAGGAGAGGGAGUCGGCCCCCAAGAAUACACCCUCAUCAAGAUGCAGAUCAAUGAACCUUAUCCAUCUAAACUGAGUGGUCUUAAAGGCAAGAAGAUCUUUCUGGUAGCUGCAACUCUGAGACCCGAAACCAUGUUCGGUCAGACGAACUGCUGGGUCCGUCCGGAUAUGAAGUACAUCGUGUUUGAGACGGCCAGCGGUGAGCUGUUCAUCUGUACCCAUCGUUCGGCCAGGAACAUGUCCUAUCAGGGCUUCACCAAAGACAACGGCCAAAUUCCUGUAAUCAUGCAGAUUAUGGGCCAGGACAUCCUGGGUUGUGCACUGAGCGCCCCUCUUACUUCCUACAAGACCAUCUAUGCCCUGCCGAUGCUCACUAUCAAAGAAGACAAAGGUACUGGAGUUGUCACCAGUGUGCCAUCAGAUGCGCCGGAUGAUAUCGCCGCUCUGAGAGACAUCAAAAAGAAACAGGCUUUAAGAGAGAAGUAUGGCAUUCAGGAUUAUAUGGUUCUACCCUUUGACCCGGUUCCCAUCAUUGAGAUUCCUGGAUACGGAAACCUGUCGGCUCCUCUGGUUUGUGAUGAGCUAAAGAUUCAAAGCCAAAAUGACAGAGAAAAGCUUGCCGAAGCCAAAGAGAAAGUCUACCUAAAGGGCUUUUACGAGGGGAUCAUGUUAGUUGAGGGUUUCAAAGGGCAGAAGGUCCAGGAUGUGAAGAAACCCAUUCAGAAGAUGAUGGUGGAAAAAGGUGAAGCUUUGAUCUACAUGGAGCCAGAGAAGCAGGUGUUGUCUCGCUCUGCAGAUGAAUGCGUGGUGGCGCUAUGCGAUCAAUGGUAUCUGGAUUACGGCAAUGCGGAAUGGAAAAAGCAAGCCACGGACCAUUUGGCAUCUCUGGAGACGUUCUGUGAUGAAACUAGGAAGAACUUUGAAGCAACUUUGGAUUGGCUUCAGGACCACGCCUGCUCCAGAACAUAUGGAUUAGGAACCCGGUUGCCAUGGGAUGAACAAUGGCUCAUCGAGUCCCUGUCGGACUCCACCAUCUACAUGGCCUUCUACACUGUGGCACAUCUUCUCCAGGGAGGGGUCCUCAACGGACAAGGACCCUCACCGCUGGGAAUAAGACCCGAGCAGAUGACGAGGGAAGUGUGGGAUUACAUCUUCUUCAAAACCGCACCCUUUCCAAAGACAGACAUCCCGAAAGAUCGCCUACAGAAGCUCAGGAGAGAGUUUGAAUACUGGUAUCCUGUAGAUGUGAGGGUGUCAGGAAAAGACCUGGUGCCCAAUCACCUCUCCUAUUACCUGUACAACCAUGUAGCCAUGUGGCCAAAUGACAGUGGAAAAUGGCCAAAAGCGGUACGAGCCAACGGUCAUCUUUUGCUAAACUCUGAAAAGAUGUCCAAAUCCACUGGCAACUUCCUCACUUUGAGUCAAGCUAUUGCUAAGUUUUCUGCAGAUGGCAUGCGUCUGGCUCUGGCUGAUGCAGGCGACACGGUUGAGGAUGCAAACUUUGUCGAGGCCAUGGCAGAUGCUGGAAUCCUGCGACUCUAUGCAUGGGUGGAUUGGGUAAAAGAGAUGAUCGCCAACCAAAAUAAUCUGAGGACCGGACCAGCAGACACCUUUAAUGACAGAGUAUUCGUUAGUGAAAUGUACUCCAGCAUUGUUAAAACAGAGCAGCAUUACGAGAGGAUGAUGUAUAAAGAGGCAUUGAAGAGCGGCUUCUUUGAGUUCCAGGCUGCGAAGGAUAAGUACCGUGAGUUAGCCAUCGAGGGCAUGCACCGAGAUCUUGUGUUCCGCUUUAUUGAGUACCAGACACUCCUGCUGGCUCCCAUCUGCCCCCACCUGUGUGAACACACCUGGACCCUGCUGGGGAAGAGAACUUCUGUAAUGAAGGCUAGCUGGCCCACUGCUGGUCCGGUGGACGAGAUAUUGAUCCGAUCCUCACAGUAUCUGAUGGACACAGCCCACGACCUCCGCCUGCGUCUGAAGGCUUACAUGCAGCCAGCCAAAAGCAAGAAAGGGGACAAUAAACCUCCAGCCAAACCCACCCACUGUAGCAUCUACGUAGCAAAGACCUACCCGCCCUGGCAGCACAGCGCCCUCUCUCUGCUGGGCAAACAUUACAAGAGCAACAAUGGAGCUCUGCCUGACAAUAAAGUCAUUGCCAUGGAGCUGGGAGCCAUGCCAGAGCUGAAGAAAUACAUGAAGAGAGUGAUGCCAUUUGUAGCUAUGAUAAAGGACAGCCUUGAGAAGAAAGGACCCCGGGUUCUUGAUCUAGAACUGGAGUUCGAUGAGCGUGCUGUACUGCUGGACAACAUUGUUUAUCUGACCAAUUCACUUGAGUUGGAUCAGAUAGAGGUGGUGUUCGCCUCUGAAGCCGAUGACAAAGUAAAGGAGGACUGUUGCCCUGGGAAACCAUUCUGUGUCUUUAGAUCUGAGCCUGGAGUAUCGGUGUCAAUGGUGAACCCACAGCCGGCCAAUGGUCUCUUCUCUACUAAGAUUGAAAUUCGACAGGGAGACAGCAAAGACUCCAUCAUCCGCAGACUAUCCCGAGUUAACCGAGGGAUCAAGGAUAUAUCCAAAGUGAAGCUGAUGCGUUUCGAGGACCCUCUGCUUGGUCCCCGAAGAAUCCCUGUUCUGGGAAAAGAAGAAGAGGGCAAACUCGCGGUCUCAAAAAGUUCAAUCUUUAACGUCAGCCUGGAAGAAAACAAAGUUCACAUGACUGAUAAUGGCCUGAAAAUAGACAUUGGAGACACUUUAGUCUAUCUGGUCCAGUAAGAUGUGAGACUCAAACUGUUAUUUUAUUUACUUUGUCUAAAAAAAGACUAAAGUUGCAUCGAGGCUAAACAUCAGCAAAUGAUUCACAGUCUCCGUAUUUAAAUCAGUACAGCACAUUCAUAUUACAUUUUGUGGAUUAUAUCAUUCAGCUUGUUCGGAGUAAUACUUCUACAACGAAAUCAAAACUAUAGUUUUAUGAUCACUACUAUUUUUAGAAGCUCCUAACGUGAGAAAAGAGGAUGUGUAAGCCCCUAUGGAUGCUUCAAAGAUAUUUCUGUGAGUUCUUACUGUUUAUACAUGUAUGAAUUUCCAACUUGUUACUCUGUCCAGUAUUUUACAGCCAGACCUGUACUUACAAACUAUAGGUUUGUGUCAAGGAUUUUUCUGUGUUGUCUGAUAUUUUGUUGGUCCUAAAUUUGUCAAAUUUCAGUGAACAUUUAAUAAAUAAUUGUUAAUAAAAUCUA